ACUCACCUCAUCAUAUGCGGUCCCCGGGUCCAAGGCGACGACGGCGCUGCAUCGGUCCCGUUUGAAGAGUGCCAUGGCUCGGAAGACGGUCGUUCCAUCCGUGUAUUAUGGUGAGCCAUGCACUUUCGACCCAAAGUUCCGAGGGCCAAUUCAUGACAGAGAGCUCACUGAUGUGGUCUUCUGUUUUAUUUUUGUCAUCGUCAUCUUUGCUUACAUCAUCCUGGGCCUUGUGGCAUGGGUCAACGGCGAUCUCAAGAAAGUCACCUUUCCAACCGACAGCUACGGGACGCUUUGCGGCGAGGGGAGUAAUAAAAACAAAACCAAAUUGUUCUACAUUGACAUUCUCAGUUGUCUGAGCCUUGACCUUCAGUGCCCCACCACCCAGCUCUGUGUCUCCGAAUGCCCUCAGCAAUUUUUGUUACUUCUGACUGCUGUGAAAAAAGACGACGAGUGGAACUAUUAUAAGAAAUUCUGCAAACCGGGAGUAACGAAGAGCACGCCCGUUCCUCGCCUCUUAGCCAAUGAAGACUGCCCAUCCGUGCUCUUGCCCAGCUCAGCCAUUCUUAAUCGGUGUUUCCCCAUUGUCACGAACCAAUCGGAGUCAUUGGAAGCCGGCGAUAAAAAGAUUAACGCCGCCGACUUGAAAAACGCUAGCAGCAUUGCCAUGCGCGCUAAAGAUAUUAGCGCGAAGGUCUUUGAGGACUUAGCCGCUUCCUGGGAAUGGAUCCUGACUGGCAUGGCAAUCUCGAUGGUGAUCAGCUUGAUCUUCCUCCUCCUCUUGCGCUUCAUCGCCGGCGUGCUGCUGUGGCUCAUAAUCGGCGCCAUCGUCGGCGCCAUCGGUUAUGGUAUCGGCCACUGCUAUUGGCAGUACACGAGUCUUCUCGGGAAGGAAGGCGCCGACAUCACCAUCUCCCAGAUCGGCUUCCAAGCAGACUUUCAAGUCUAUCUGGAGCUCAGUCAGACGUGGUUCAUUUUCAUGAUUGUGCUAUCUGUGAUCGAGGGCAUCGUUCUACUUAUCCUGAUUUUCCUGAGGGAGCGACUGCUCAUCUCCAUCGCGCUGCUGAAGGAAGCGAGCAAGGCCGUCGCACAAAUCAUGACUACUCUCUUCUAUCCCAUCUUCACUUUCUGGCUGUUAUGCCUCUGCAUCAGUUAUGGAGUGGUGGUGGCAAUGUGUUUAUCAACGUCCGGAGUUGCCGUCUACAAAAUUAAACCUAAAAAUAGCCAAUGCCGCUUAGGCGACAACACUACAUGCGAUCCAAAGAAUUUCAGUCAGAUCAACCUUCCCGAGAAUUGUAGCAACUCGCAAUGUUUUUUCGACUCCUACGGCGGCGAGGGCUUCUACUAUAGCUACAUCAUGCUCCUGCAAGUCUUCAACUUGUUCACCUUCCUGUGGCUGGUUAACUUUGUCAUGGCGCUGAGCCAGUGCACCCUGGCUGGAGCCUUUGCUACCUACUACUGGGCCAUGAGGAAGCCCAGGGACAUCCCAGCCGGGCCGCUCGCUGCGUCUUUUAAACGAACCUUACAAUACCACAUCGGCUCACUGGCCUUUGGUGCGCUCAUCCUCUCUUUGGUGCAAAUGGUCCGCAUAAUUCUGGAAUACCUGGAUAAAAAACUCAAGCAUGGCCAAAAUAGGUGCGCUCGCUUCAUGAUGUCCUGCCUCAAAUAUUGUUUCUGGUGCCUGGAACGUUUCAUCAAGUUCCUCAACAAAAAUGCAUACAUCAUGAUAGCAAUACAUGGAAAAAACUUCUGCACCUCCUCCAAGAAUGCUUUCUUCCUCCUGAUGAGAAACGUUAUUCGGGUGGCCGUCCUGGACAAGGUAACGGACUUCUUGUUAUUCCUGGGAAAACUUCUAAUUGCGGGAACUGUCGGCGCGCUUGCAUUUUUCUUCUUCACCCGUAAAAUCCCCUUCAUUAAAGGGCAGGCGCCGACAUUAAACUACUACUGGGUCCCUCUAGUGGCGGUGAUUUUGUUAUCCUAUUUAGUUGCACAUGGCUUUUUUAGCGUCUACUCAAUGUGCGUGGAAACGUUGUUCCUGUGCUUUUGCGAAGACCUGGAGAGGAAUGACGGUUCCUUCGCUAAGCCCUACUUCAUGUCUCCAGAGCUGUGCAAGAUCCUGGGCAAAAGUAACGAGGUCGUGCAAAACGAUAGGCCAUCCGAAUGACCGCCUUGGCUGUUAUACGAGAAACAAACAGAUGAACGACACUCACCUUCCUUCUUAUCUGCUCAUGGAGACGUCACAGAUUUUUGAAAUGCGUCUUCCGGGAGGGCUUUAAAAGACAACUCCGUUGAACUCCUCACUUUUGGAUGCACGUUCUUUUUGUGUGUGUUGCAUUUUCCUUUUCCUGCCUUACUGUUUGCAAAUCACAUGCCACAAUGAUGAUUAUCAAAACAAAAUGAGGAUUUACGCAGGGGGGCACUUUGGUCUUCUGGUGAAAUGUUUUGGAUUCACUUUCGCUUCUGCAGUGACCCGUGAAGUUACCCAGAAAGUCAAUGCAGCCCUGUGAAAAUAGCAAAAAGACAAAAAAAAUGUGAACAUGUCAAAUAUGACUGGAAAAAAAUAACUUCAUUAUAUAAAAACACUGGUCAACAAUAUAAAACUCGUUGCCAAAAUUUAAAAAAAAAAAAAUCCAUUUGCCAUUUUUGGGGGUUAAGGGAAUAAGAUUUUAUAGAUAGUUUUUUUUCAUGGAAACAUUUUACCUUUUGAGAGGCAUAAAUGUAUUUUCCCCUUGUAAUAAUGAUGAUAGCAAAUGUAGAAGAAGCUACGGUUGUAACAUGGUUGACUUUCUUUAUCCACUUGACAUGUCUAGCAUGAUUCCAUUAAUGGCUCCUGACGUUUGCCAUUUUGGUUGCUUUCUUCCACCACAUCGAAACAAAAAAAGUUGUGUAUUAUAUAGCAAGUCGUGACAUCAUCGCACAUGUCCAUGACGCUCAUAUAUUAACUGUACUGUAAACCAGACUUGGUGGGAGGUCAAGACUCAAAGGGGGGGAGGGCUUGAUGGUGUUUUUAUGUGCCUAGUUGUUCGGGGGUGUUGAAAUUGUUCUUCUGUGGUUUUAGCGCUAAUACCAGAAACUUUUAGAGAUACAGUUUGUAAAAAGGAUGUCAAAGCCAUUUUGGGGUUGUUGUUUUUUUUUAAUUGUUCAGAUGUAGUGCUGUUUUAAUACUAAGUCUAAUCGACACGUGUCUGAAGGUUAUUCCGUCUUCUUUUGCAUAGAGGACUUUUUGUAAUCAAUGAAAUCCAAUGACAAUGUUGAGUCCUUUUAAAUAAAAUGGAAUGAUUUUAA
This is a messenger RNA of Syngnathus acus (greater pipefish), 3282 nucleotides long. RefSeq names its product choline transporter-like protein 5. The transcript is spliced from 22 exons. Gene Ontology annotation, molecular function: transmembrane transporter activity. The record is from RefSeq and is a predicted model, not a curated record. Lineage: Eukaryota; Metazoa; Chordata; Actinopteri; Syngnathiformes; Syngnathidae. Gene Ontology annotation, biological process: transmembrane transport. Bases 74 to 2161 code for a protein of 695 amino acids. Gene Ontology annotation, cellular component: membrane.